Molecule: messenger RNA, 1315 nt
Organism: Oryza sativa Japonica Group (Japanese rice)
Lineage: Eukaryota; Viridiplantae; Streptophyta; Magnoliopsida; Poales; Poaceae
Product: NADPH HC-toxin reductase 1
Molecular function (GO): oxidoreductase activity, acting on the CH-OH group of donors, NAD or NADP as acceptor
Source: RefSeq, a predicted model, not a curated record
GAUCACAUAUCACCUGGCACUCGGGCGGCGGCGGCAAUGGCGGAAGAGGGGAGGAGCGGCGGCGUCGCCGGAGACGGCGUCCGGGUGUGCGUCACCGGAGGCGCCGGCUUCAUCGCCUCGUGGCUCGUGAAGAAGCUCCUCGAGAGAGGCUGCAUCGUCCAUGCCACGCUGCGAAGCAUGGGAGAUGAGGAGAAGGCCGGGCUGCUCCGGCGGCUCGUCCCCGGCGCGGCGGAGCGGCUGCGGCUGUUCGAGGCCGAUCUCUUCGACGCCGCCACCUUCGCGCCGGCGAUCGCCGGCUGCCAGUUCGUCUUCCUCAUCGCCACGCCGUACGGGCUGGAGGCCUCCAACUCCAAGUACAAGAACACGGCGGAUGCGGCAGUGGACGCGGUGCGCGAGAUCCUCCGGCAAUGCGCGGAAUCCAAGACGGUGAAGCGCGUCAUCCACACCGCCUCGAUAUCCACCGCCUCGCCGUUGAUCGACGUCCCCGGCGCCGGCGUCGGCGCCGCCGGGUACAGGGACUUCAUCGACGAGUCCUGCUGGACUCCGCUCGACGUCGACUACCCACUCCGGAGCGCCCACUUCGACAAGUACGUGCUGUCGAAGAUGAUGUCGGAGAAGGAGCUCCUGGGCUACAACGACGGCGAGGGCCGGGCGUUCGAGGUGGUCACCCUGCCGUGCGGCCUCGUCGCCGGCGACACGGUCCUCGGCCGCGCCCCGGAGACGCUGGAGAACGCCGUGUCGCCGGUGUCCCGGAACGAGCCGUCCUUCGCGUUCCUGAGGCUGCUGCAGAGGCUGGUCGGGUCGGUGCCGCUGGUGCACGCCGACGACGUCUGCGACGCGCUCGUCUUCUGCAUGGAUCAGCCGUCGCUCGCCGGCCGCUUCCUCUGCUCCGCCGCCUACCCGACCAUCCACGACAUCGUCGAACACUUCGCCGCCAAGUACCCUCACCUCGACGUCCUCAAAGAGCCGGAGAGGGAGGUGGCGAGGGUGCAGCCGGCGGCAGACAAGCUGGGUGAGCUGGGGUUCAGGUACAAGUACGGCAUGGAGGAGAUACUCGACGGCAGCGUCGGCUGCGCGGCGAGGCUGGGUUACAUCGACGCAGCCAAGCUCAGGCCGCAGGAAGGAUGAAUCUGCUACAGAUUUGCAGGAUGAAGAAGAUGGAUGAUAUUUGUUCGGUUUUGAACAAGUUUUUGGUGUUUGUUUGUAAUCUCAUGUGUUCUGAAUACCUCUCUCAUGUAUCACAUGACGCAUUUCUGCGUCAGAGAACGAUAUUAAUAAGUACUCCGUGGAGCUCGCUAGGCACUUGAGUUAUCAA